AUGAGUCAGGAAUCGUUCAUAUACAGCUUCGUGGCGCGAGGCACAAUGAUUUUAGCAGAGUACACUGAGUUCACUGGCAACUUUCCAGCGAUCGCAACUCAGUGCCUUCAGAAACUCCCUUCUUCCAAUGACAAGUUCACUUACAAUUGUGACCACCAUACCUUUAAUUUUCUUGUUGAAGAUGGCUACGCAUAUUGUGUUGUUGCCAAAGAAACUGUCAGCAAGCAGAUCUCCAUUGCAUUUUUGGAACGCAUGAAAGCAGACUUCAAGAAACGAUAUGGGGGUGGUAAAGCAGAUACUGCUGUUGCCAAAAGUCUCAAUAAGGAGUUCGGACCAGUCAUGAAAGAGCACAUGAAGUAUAUUAUUGACCAUGCUGAAGAGAUUGAAAAGCUAAUAAAAGUGAAGGCUCAAGUUUCAGAAGUUAAAAGCAUAAUGUUAGGAAAUAUUGACAAGGCUAUUGAUAGAGGUGAGGCCAUAACGACUCUUGCCGACAAGACUGAGACUCUGCGCGAUCAGGCCCAAGCGUACAAGAAACAUGGAACACAAAUUCGACGGAAAAUGUGGUAUCAAAACAUGAAGAUUAAGCUGGUUGUUCUUGGAAUCUUAUUGAUUCUGGUACUAAUAAUCUGGCUUUCUAUUUGCCAUGGAUUUGAUUGUUCCAACUAG
Messenger RNA from Dovyalis caffra, 666 nucleotides. Lineage: Eukaryota; Viridiplantae; Streptophyta; Magnoliopsida; Malpighiales; Salicaceae. The record is from the annotation of a GenBank genome assembly.